AUGGCAUCCUCCAACCCGUCCGGCUCCAUCGCUAGAAUCACCAAAGAAAUCGCCAACAUCCAGAAGGGCUCCGACCUGUCACUCGCCGUCGCAUUCAAGGAUACUGACGUCCGCCACGUUCGCGCGCUCAUCGUCGGCCCCCCCGACACGCCUUACGAGUUCGGCUUCUUUGAAUUCAGCAUCAAGUUCGGGCACGACUAUCCCAUCAAAGCGCCCAGCGUUCGUUGCAUCACCACCAACUAUGGCCGCACCCGCUUCAAUCCCAAUAUCUACAACUGCGGUAAGGUUUGUCUUUCCAUUCUUGGCACGUGGGAGGGGGAGCCGGGCGAGCAGUGGAGCAGUGCGCAGGGGCUGGAGAGCGUGUUGUUGAGUGUGCAGAGUCUAAUGAGCGCCCAUCCCUACGAAAAUGAACCUGGCUUCGAGGGGAUGUCGAAGAAGGAGGAGACCAAGCCUCGCAACUACAUCGCCAAGAUCCGCCAUGAGACGAUUCGCAUUGCUGUGCUGCAACGUCUGGAAACCUUGCUGGAUAUUGGGGAGGACGCAACGCUAGUCACGCCCACCCGUCGAUCAAAGGAGAAGACCUACAGCGCCGAAGUCGCGUAUCAAGCUCUCACCGAGCCGUGGGACCCUUUUGCCGAUCUGCUGAAGCGUCGCUUCCUCUGGUACUACGACACCUACGCCAAGACGAUCGAGCGCGCAAGCAGCGAGCAGAGGGAUGGCGAGCGCUUCGACAUUAUGGAAUUCGAGGGCGGCAACAGCAACUGGAUGAUCGGUCGCUUCGAAUACAAACGCCUCGAGCAGCGCUUGAAGAACGUGGCGCAAGCUCUCGAGAAGGAGCGGAAAGACUGGGAGCGAGAAGGCGCGCAGCAAGUGCAGCAGCAGACCCAACCCGCCGUUCAACUCGCAUUCCAAUUCAAGCAGCUUCAGCAGCGCUGGAAUCAAGGCACCUACUCGUGUGCCAAGAAGGAAAUCAGCCUCCCCGAUCCCACCAACCCCUUCGUCUGGAACCUCACCCUCUUCGGCAAACCCAUGAGCAACCUCGACGGCGGCGUCUUUAACAUUACCCUCUCCAUCCCGCCCAACUUCCCCGAGGCGCAGCCUCGCGCCAAAAUGGAGACCCCCAUCUUCCACCGCCGCGUCACCAGCGCCGGAUACCUCUGCUACUUCCCCCCGAAACCAGAGGAGAUCUCCUCCCACCUGCAAGCCAUUGUCGCCGCGCUCGAAGACGACGAGAACCCCACCUUCGACCCGCGCGCCGUUGUCAACAUCGCCGCGUUCGACCUCUUUUGGGGCGGGGAGGAGAAGCGCAAGGUCUACCAUCGCAAGCUGAGGAGGAGUGCGCAGGAGAGUAGUGAGUUUUGA
Messenger RNA from Neohortaea acidophila, 1362 nucleotides. RefSeq names its product ubiquitin-conjugating enzyme/RWD-like protein. Gene Ontology annotation, cellular component: nucleus. Gene Ontology annotation, molecular function: cysteine-type endopeptidase inhibitor activity; ubiquitin conjugating enzyme activity. The transcript is spliced from 2 exons. NCBI's taxonomy places the organism in Eukaryota, Fungi, Ascomycota, Dothideomycetes, Mycosphaerellales, Teratosphaeriaceae. The record is from RefSeq and is a predicted model, not a curated record. Gene Ontology annotation, biological process: negative regulation of apoptotic process. The coding region runs from base 1 to 1362 and encodes 453 amino acids.